Peronospora matthiolae is the source of this 1641-nucleotide messenger RNA. The record is from the annotation of a GenBank genome assembly. Lineage: Eukaryota; Oomycota; Peronosporomycetes; Peronosporales; Peronosporaceae.
AUGAUGCCCGCAAGCCCCUGGCGUCGAUAUGGUGUCUGUGUAUCCAAGUUAGCGCGGCGGAACGCUUCCUCUUCUCGCGUCAGCGAUUGGUGCGGCCAGACGCUCUUGGACGUAUCGGACGCUCUUGCACAAGGUCGUGUAUCAGCGGUGGAAGUGACAGAAGCGUGUAUACAACAGGUGGAGCGUACUCGCAGGUUCAAUAUGUUUGUUUCGACGGACUUUGGACGUGCAUUGGCUUUGGCUAAAGCGUCGGACGAGCGUCGCGCAGCUGGUAAGUCCUUGGGACUGUUGGAUGGCAUUCCCAUUGGCGUGAAAGACGUUUUUUGCAUGGAAAACGUGCCUACAACUGCUGGAUCACACAUGCUCGAGGGCUUUGUAUCACCGUACGAGUCAACGGUCACACAGAGAUUGCUGGAUCAAGGGGCAGUGCCUCUAGGCAAGCUGAACAUGGACGAGUUUGCAAUGGGGAGUGGGACGAUCUACUCUAAGUUUGGGGCGACGAUUAACCCGUGGUCGAAAGACUUUGGGGUCCAGGCUGUAGUCGCUGGUGGGAGCUCAGGUGGAAGUGCCGCGGCGGUUGCUUCGGGAUGCUGCUUUGCAGCGUUGGGCUCGGACACGGGAGGCUCAGUGCGCCAGCCAGCUGCGUAUUGUGGUGUUGUUGGACUAAAGCCAACGUACGGGCGAGUGUCGCGCCAUGGUAUGAUUGCGUAUGCAAGCUCUCUCGACACGCCGGGUAUUUUUGCGAGAUCCGUCGGCGAUGCCGCGGUAGUCCUAAACGCUAUUGCGGGACCGGAUCCCAUGGACUCGACAUGUCUGACCGACGCAUUACCGGAAAAAUGGUGCUCAAGUGUGCUUGAAACUUCGAAACAGUGCAAGGAAGUCGAUUUGGCCGGUGUUCGAGUUGGAGUUCCCGCAGAAUACUAUGUUCGUGAACUUCCAGAAGAAAUCGUGAGCGUGUGGAAUCAAGGCAUAGAAUGGCUGCGCAGCGCGGGUGCCCAAGUGGUUAGUCUGUCCCUGCCAACGACGAAGUUAUGUAUUCCAGCCUACUAUAUCCUCGCGUGUGCCGAAGCAUCGUCAAAUUUAUCCCGCUAUGACGGUGUUCGCUACGGUUAUCGGGCGAUCAACGUCGCUUUGGAGUCGCAGGAAGACCAAUCCGAUGCUCUUCAUGACUUGUACUGUCGAACAAGAUCGGAGGCGUUUGGAGAAGAAGUCCAGCGACGGAUCCUUUCAGGUACAUUUGUGCUCUCAGCUGGUGCUGUGAGUGACUACUAUGAACGAGGCGUAAUCUUACGCCAGCACAUUCGCCGGGACUUCCAGCGAGCCUUUGAGGAUCAAGCCAUCGAUGUCUUGUUGACCCCCUCUACUCCUUCAGGGCCGUUUUCUAUCCAUAACAAACAGGCAGAGGAGGAUCCUGUCAGCAUGUACUUGAACGAUGUCAUGACCGUUCCUGCGAAUUUGGCCGGCAUUCCCUCGAUCUCCUUGCCAGCUGCGCUCACGAAGAACGGCGACUUUCCGCUUGGCCUUCAGCUCAUGGGUCCUAACAAGAAGGAAGACAGUCUUUUGCAGGUUGCAAAUGCGCUGCAACAGAGAGCAAAUUUUCGCAAACUUGUUCCUGCACGUGUGUACGCAACUGAUAGAUAA